Vicia villosa (hairy vetch) is the source of this 402-nucleotide messenger RNA. Its product is annotated as leucine aminopeptidase-like. NCBI's taxonomy places the organism in Eukaryota, Viridiplantae, Streptophyta, Magnoliopsida, Fabales, Fabaceae. Gene Ontology annotation, cellular component: cytosol. The transcript is spliced from 2 exons. The record is from RefSeq and is a predicted model, not a curated record. Gene Ontology annotation, molecular function: zinc ion binding; metallopeptidase activity. Bases 16 to 402 code for a protein of 128 amino acids.
UCGGUAAAUGGGAGGAUGCCAACGAAGGAUGAAUUAGCUGAGUGGCAAAGCCAUGAGUGGGAGCUCUACUUGGAUAACUUGCCGAAAUCCAUUGAAGUUUCUCAGAUCUUAGCCUUGGAUUUGCCGUACAAGCUAUCUGAAUCAAAAGAUUAUGAAGUCAAAGUGUCGUUUCUCCAAAGGGCUAUUUCAUGUGGAUGCAAAACUUACUAUAGUGAAGUGGAGAAAACCUUAAAAGAAGUUGGAAGGAUGAAGUAUCUUCGACCACUUUACACUGCCCUUGUGAAAGACAGUGGCAGUGAAGAAGACAAAGUGUUUGCCAAAAUACUUUUUUCGGAGGCCCGUGAGUGUUACCAUCCUAUUGCUCAAGGUGUUGUUGAGUCCAUUUUUGCUAAGUACACUUAG